AUGGCUGGUUGCUCAGCUCUUGGAGACAUUGCAUUUUCAUUUACGUUUUCGCUCAUCCUUCUUGAAAUACAGAGCACUUUGAAGACACCCCCAUCUCAAAAAGAGACAAUGAAGAAGGCUUCCAGCAUUGCAAUCUUUACAACUAGUUUCUUCUACCUAUGCUGUGGUGGUUGUGGGUAUGCAGCCUUUGGAGAUUCGACUCCUGGGAAUCUUUUGACUGGCUUUGGAUUCUAUGAACCAUUCUGGCUCAUAGACUUUGGUAACGCAUGCAUUGUUCUCCAUCUGGUUGGAGGGUAUCAGAUAUACAGUCAGACAUUGUUUGCAAUUGUGGAAAGAUGGUAUGCUGAAAAGUUCCCAGAAAGCAUGUUAGCAAGGGAAAGGGAUGUUAGGGUCUGUUUGUUUAUUACUAUAAAAAGUGUGAAUCCUGUUAGAAUAUGCUUUCGGACGAUAUACGUGAUAUUGACCAUGUCAGUAGGGAUGAUGUUCCCUUACUUCAACCAAGUCGUGGCAUUUGCAGGAAUUAACAAGGAGCCAAAUAUACAAUCCCUCACCCCUUUGCGUUUCGGAUGGGGGCCGAUGACCAUGUACCAGUCCCUCUCAUUCUCUCUUUUGUUAACGAUCUACUCUGCAGUACUCAAUUAACUACUGCUUGUGGGCAUAUUUGAUUACUUUAGAAUCCAAAAGGCUUUUGAAAAGUGUUGUAAGAGUUCACCGGAAGUAGGAUGUUGAUCUUUUCUAUAUUCCAUUUUUCACAACUAUUAGCUUCUUUUUGUGUGAGAAACAACAAUGCAAGACGCCUUACAGGAAGCUUUGAAGUAGGUUACUUAUCAGCCUGUAUGGAAAGGAUCAGAAGGAAGAGAUCACACAUUUCCAAUUCAUCAUCCAUGGUCCUUUAAAUAUGUUCGCAAAUUUGUGAAGAAUGCAAUAUUGGUACCAGAUAUGGAUUCUAGAGGGAAUUGGUAUCUUUUUU
Lactuca saligna is the source of this 970-nucleotide messenger RNA. The record is from the annotation of a GenBank genome assembly. NCBI's taxonomy places the organism in Eukaryota, Viridiplantae, Streptophyta, Magnoliopsida, Asterales, Asteraceae.